UCGCGCCAAAAUAUGACAAACUUUUGAGAUGUUUAUUUUAUUUUUACUUAGCCAAAUAAAUAAGUAAGGAUAACAAAUCGAGUAACAUAUGAAAUAAUUUUAUUCAGCUUGAAGUAAAAAUGAAAAUUGAAAGUAAACCUUUAAGAUAUGCUCAUGCCGAAGGACACACAGAUGUAUGUUUUUCUGAAGAUGGACAGCACAUAAUAACAUGUGGACAUGAUGGUGAUGUAAGGAUUUGGCUUGGUAUUGAAGAUGACGACCCAAACUCUCACUGUGUUGGAGAAAGCGCGCUCGCCGUGUGUUUUAAGGAUAAAAGACUGUAUGUGGCAAAUGACAACCAUACAGUUCAAGCAUAUACAUUCCCAGCAUUUGACAAAGAUGGUAUUGUCACCAGAUUCACAGCACCAGUUACUCAGAUUAUGUCCUCACCGCAAAUUGAGGUGUUGGGAUGUUGUUCAGAGAAUAUGGAGUCUAAAAUUUGUAACCUAGAAGGUGGUGCUCCAUUGUUUGUGAUGACAGAACAUAAGGGUCCAGUGCUGAGUGUUGCAAUAUGUCCCCAUAUGAAGUAUGCGGCCACUGCUUGUGGAGAUGGAGUGUUAAGGAUAUGGGAUAUAGACACACAAAAAAUUGUUAAAGAAGUGACCUGUGUCCCUAAAAUAAACACAUUCUAUGCCGCAAAAGUGUUAUGUAGAAUAAGUUUUGAGCCAUCAGAAGGAAAAUAUUUGGCAUAUCCUAAUAACAGAGAAAUUAUAUUACUAGACUCUGAAAGUUGGGGACAGAGACUCACAUUUACACAUAGUUCGAUAAAAUGUGCAAUUUCCCAAUGCCUUUUCUCGCCAUGUGGUCAAUACAUAGCGGGGAGUACAGUGGCUGGUCAAAUAGCAGUGUGGGAAGUACAAAGUGGCACUUGUAUAGGCAUCAUUGAACAUCCAACAUCGCAUAACGUUUCAGCCAUGGCUUGGAGCCCUAAAGGUAAUGGAGUCCUGGCAUAUUGUGAUAUUGCUGGACAAUUAGGAAUGCUAGUGAACUGUUAUGGACAAGACAGCAACAAAGUAAAUGGAGACUCAGAAGAUAUUGAAAUGGUAGAGAGAGAUGAUAAUGACGAUUUAGUUGAGAACCUCAUACAUAACUAUGAAAGUGAUGAUGACAAUGCAAUAUCCUUGGAGAAGAUCAAGAAUGAUACUCUGGGGCUGACAACGGAGCAGGAGUCUCGGCCGCAGUCGCGACACGCCGCGCCCGCACCCUCCGCCGUGCCCCCGCAGCCGCCCUUCCAGCCCUCCGCUACACCUGCACACUUGGAGCACAGAUACAUGUGUUGGAAUGAUAUAGGUAUAGUGAGAUGCCACACCGCAGAGAAUGGGGAGUCGAGCAUUGACAUUGAGUUCCACGACUCCAGUUUGCAUCAUGGAAUUAAUUUAAACAAUUAUUUGAACCAUACUAUGGCCAGUUUAUCCUCCAGUGUAUUGGCUCUGGCGUGUGAAACACCUAGUAAACUAGUAUGCAUAUCAUUGAUGGGUAGCAGUAAGGAAUGGAGUGUCGCCAUGCCCGAUACUGAAGAGAUAUUGUGUGUAUCAGCCACCAGCGCGCUGGUCGCCUGCGCCACUGACGCACGACUGUUACGGCUCUUCACAACUAUGGGUACACAGAGACAGGUAAUAUCAUUACCAGGACCGGCGGUUGCAUUAUCUGGAUUCAACACGACGGUGAUGGCAGUGUACCACAGCACUGAUCCAGGAUUAUCGGAUCAGCAUCUCGCAAUGGACAUUAUAGCUCUUAAUGGUCGACAAGUACGAAGCAAAACGGUCCAUUUGCCUUUAACCCCAGGAUGUAAGUUAGCUUGGCUGGGCUGCACAGACGUGGGAUCACCCUGUACAUAUGACACAGCUGGUAUACUGCGAUUGUAUGACAUAGCCAGUGGCAUCUGGAUGCCUAUAUGUGAUACCACCGCACACUCUAAAGGCGCCUCUGAUACCUGGUUUAUUGUGUCUAUAAGUGAGCCAACACAGACAGUGCGAGUGAUCCUCUGCAGAGGUACUUCGUAUCCUCUCACUGUUCCAAGACCUAUUGUUACUGAAAUACCUCUACAAAUCCCGCUGUGUGAGUUGGACAAUGAGAAAUCUCAGUACGAGGAGCAGCUGGUGCGGUGGGCGCACACCACCGCUGAUGUAGACGUCAAGACCGCCAGGGAGACCGCUCUCAAACUAUUCGCUUUGGCGUGUCGCAGUGAGAUCGAACAAAGAGCGUUAGAACUGAUGGAACUUCUAAAGGACGAGAAGUUGCUACCGUUAGCUGCUAAAUACGCGUCACGUCUCGGUCGUAUGCACUUGGCGGACAAGUUGUCUGACUUGGCCGACAAGUGGCACACUGACGCUGACAAACUGAACGUGGCUCACAACUCUCACUUCCAAGAGUUGGAGACGCAGGAGACAUAUGAUGUGACACAGGAUGAUAUGAACUCCAGUAUUAUCAUACCACAAAGGAUUAACAAAAAAGUAGAAAGUGUUGCACCUAUUAAACCAGUGCCAAUAAAAUCGUCUCCUAUGGGCAAGCGGAAUCCGUUCAGAAAGCAACAGGACACUAUCAAAAGUGGACAGAAUCCUUUGAGCUUGACGGACAGGACUCUGGUUGAAGUUCACACAGUCCCGGAGGCUACAGAAAAUAAUGAUCCCUUAACACCACUGGAAGGUGAAACAUUUGUCCUAUGGUUUUCACGUAACAAAAGUACACUGGAAGAACAGCAUCCUGAGCUGACACCUUCGGAACUGACUCGUCAAGGAGUGAGGAUGUUCAAGAGCAUUCAAACUGCAUCUGAAGGUCCACAGAAGAGGAAGCUAGAAGACUCUACUGACGCAUCAGUCACUAACGCUCCUAAACAAUCUAAACUUAGCGCUUUUGCCUUCCAGAAAAAAUGACCAUAGAUAUUGAUACUAUUUUUAUACCUUGACUCUUAAUAAAUUUGAUUCGGUAUCGUCCAUUAAUUGCGUGUGACUCGAAAAGGGGGGAUUUGUUUCGAAAAAAAUCAUAAAACAUCACAGAGAGGGUGGGUUGAGGGGUGAACAUAUUACGUGUAUUUUCUGACCGAUGCUGUAAAUUUAAUGAAUAAAUCUAUAAAAGAAAGUAACACGUAGUUACACUAUUUAUAACUCAAG
Messenger RNA from Papilio xuthus (Asian swallowtail), 3149 nucleotides. RefSeq names its product Chromosome transmission fidelity 4 (gene Ctf4). The record is from RefSeq and is a predicted model, not a curated record. Gene Ontology annotation, cellular component: nuclear replication fork. Lineage: Eukaryota; Metazoa; Arthropoda; Insecta; Lepidoptera; Papilionidae. The coding region runs from base 120 to 2912 and encodes 930 amino acids. The transcript is spliced from 16 exons. Gene Ontology annotation, biological process: DNA repair; DNA-templated DNA replication; mitotic cell cycle. Gene Ontology annotation, molecular function: protein binding; chromatin binding.